AGUGCCGACAUUAUUUGAAAAUACCUAAUUGCAAUUGGCACUCUGGUUGUUUCAUAUUUUAUUUUUUUAGUUGGAAGAAAAAUUGGGAUGCAUCUUCUCCCGCAGCUGCCCAGAUGCGCCAUUUCUCUCCAAAUUUCCUUUGAAUUUGUCACCAAGGUUGCUGUUUUCCUUAGGCAAAUCAAAACAAACCUGAUACAGUUGUCAGGGCUUGGAAGUGCUUUGUUCUUGUCAAACUCUGUUGCAUCAUGGCGAAAAAUUUAACAACAGUUAACUCAUCUAUGCUUUAUAAGUAUUGGGUUAUAAAUGUCAAAUUUAUGUUAUUGAGUUGUGCGAUCUCCUGUUGCUGCUGCACCUUUGGAUCAUGGGUUCAGGGUUACAAGUUGGUUAAUGAAGCUAAAUGAUUUUACAGCAGGGAGCACAACAAGCUCCAACGAUCUCUGCACGCCAAUAUUAACUAUUCUUAUAAAGGGGUUCUAUCCAAGGAACGUAGUCAGAUUUUUUCAAAGUGAGAUUUUAUUGAUUGGGGUGCUGGGGGUUGCGCAUUAGCUUCUACUUCGUUUAUUUCCAUUGUGUUGACUUGGUAAUUGUAUGUGGUAAAGAGUGAUCUGUUACUUGUGUCUCUUAGCGCCCAGUUUUGAGAAAAUGGAUUUGAACAAGAAGAGUAUACUAUUUUCUCAUGAUGGUCAGUUCACAAAAAAUGACCACUUUGGUGAUACUGCUCUAUGCUUGAAUAGUCCUGGCUCCGGUGGAAGCAACACACCCAGGUAUAGGUGUAGAGAAAGCAAUUUUAGGGUCAACUGUUCCAGUGCUCCCGAUGAUGGCUGUAAGUUGGUACUUGGAUUGGGCCCGACACCGAGUGCAUACUGCGAUGAUUAUUACAAUUUUGGACCCCCAAAGAAUAGAGGAUCAACCACUGCAUUAUCUCAGGGAUUUGCUUCUGAUGGUGAUUCAAUCCUUCAACUCGGUCUUUCUGGUGGGACUCUUGAAGCUUCAACCGUGCUUGAUUUUUCAAUUUCGGGAGAGACUGAUGUUAAUAUUACUCGUGUAUCUUCUGAAGAUAAUCAACUGCCAAUUCCACUUGUUGAUGAGGGUUCUACUUCGUCCAGGAAAUCAGGUGGUUAUAUGCCGUCACUUCUUUUUGCUCCUAGGAGUGACAGUGUCAAUCUUUCUCUGCACAGUAAAGAACUUUUAAACCUCAGGGACAAAUGCCAGCUAACUGAGCUAAGGCAUGAACCUUCUGUUACAACAGAUUACUCAACAGAAUCAAUAUCCGAGCAGACAACUACAGGGACAUCUUCAGACAACCGAAUUAGCAGUCUAAAAAAAUGCAAAUUUUUUGGCUGUAGAAAGGGAGCACGAGGGGCAUCAGGUCUUUGUAUUGGUCAUGGGGGCGGACAGAGAUGCCAAAAACCUGGGUGCAAGAACGGUGCUGAGAGCCGAACGGCGUACUGCAAGGCACAUGGUGGAGGGAAGAGGUGUCAACACUUGGGGUGCACUAAAAGUGCUGAGGGGAAAACAGAGUACUGCAUAGCUCAUGGUGGUGGCAAAAGAUGUGGCUAUCCAGGUGGAUGUACCAAGGCUGCACGAGGAAAAUCAGGGCUUUGUAUCAGACAUGGGGGAGGGAAAAGGUGUAAGGUGGAUGGCUGCACUCGUAGUGCUGAAGGACAGGCUGGUUUGUGCAUCUCGCAUGGAGGUGGUCGCCGUUGCCAGCACGAGGCAUGUGCAAAGGGGGCACAAGGGAGCACUAUGUACUGCAAGGCACAUGGUGGUGGAAAGCGUUGCAUAUUUCAAGGGUGCACCAAGGGUGCCGAAGGAAGCACACCACUCUGCAAGGGACAUGGUGGGGGGAAGCGCUGUCUCUUUGAUGGUGGUGGGAUUUGCCCUAAGAGCGUACAUGGAGGCACUAAUUUCUGCGUUGCUCAUGGUGGCGGAAAGAGGUGUUCUGUGCCAGGCUGCACAAGAAGUGCCCGUGGCCGCACUGAUUGUUGUGUUAGGCAUGGUGGAGGUAAGCGUUGUAAGUUUGAUAACUGUGGAAAAAGUGCCCAGGGGAGCACAGACUUCUGCAAGGCCCAUGGUGGGGGAAAGCGAUGCACUUGGGGAGAGGGUAAAUGUGAAAAAUUCGCCAGGGGCAAGAGUGGUUUAUGUGCCGCUCAUAGCAGUAUGGUUCAGGACCGGGGGAUAGAUAAGGCAGGUCUCAUUGGACCAGGACUUUUCCAUGGGCUUGUAUCUGCGGCUUCAACUGCAGGGAGCAGCUUUGACAACAAUCAUUCUUCUUCAGGAACCAGUGCCAUUUCUGACAGCAUGGAUUCGCUGGAAAAGCCCGAAAAAACACAUCUCAUACCCUCGCAGGUAUUGGUUCCUCUAUCGAUGAAGUCUUCAUCAUCCUAUUCACAUUUCUCGAGUUCUGAGAAGCCUGAGGAGGGAAGAGAUGGGUAUGGCGUCGGUGUUGGCAGUUGUAGCGGGAUAAAGAGCUUUGAGUUCAAAAUCCCGGAAGGGAGAGUCCACGGAGGACCUCUCAUGUCGCUAUUUGGUGGAGAUCUGAAAAAUGCUAUCGAUGGUGUUUGAGUGGUAAUGUUGUGUCUUAAUGUCUAGAUUUAUUAGGAUAUUUUGGUGGAAUUGUAUAUAGCUUUGCCUCCUGUUCAAAGACUUGUAUAUAAUUUGUGUGUUUUACUGUAAUGCUAUGGAUAUUUGUUCUGGUUUGUUGUUAUUCUGAUGAGUGUUUAGAUUA
Molecule: messenger RNA, 2728 nt
Organism: Pyrus x bretschneideri (Chinese white pear)
Lineage: Eukaryota; Viridiplantae; Streptophyta; Magnoliopsida; Rosales; Rosaceae
Product: hornerin-like
Exons: 3
Coding region: 643-2565 (640 amino acids)
Source: RefSeq, a predicted model, not a curated record